This is a messenger RNA of Doryrhamphus excisus (bluestripe pipefish), 774 nucleotides long. NCBI's taxonomy places the organism in Eukaryota, Metazoa, Chordata, Actinopteri, Syngnathiformes, Syngnathidae. The record is from RefSeq and is a predicted model, not a curated record.
UUGAACUGCUGAUGACCCUUAUCAAUCAAAGGCACGUGCGCUCCUCCCCGGAACAAUUGUUGCAUGUUUCAUGUUUCCGGGGAAGGUUUUCAGCGUCGUACCGGAUUUUUAGAUUUGCGCACCAUCUCAGAGUGGUGUUUAUUUUGUGGGUUUUCAACUUAUCAGUUCGUUUCAGAAUGAGUGAAACUACGGAAAAACAACAAAGUUACGAGGAGAUGUUCGCAAACAGAUUUACAUCAGAGGACCCUGAGUACCAGGAGUACGUGAAACGACCUGCUGACCCCCCUCCUAUCGUGGAGGACUGGAGGGGCCGUGGAGGUGGAAACCAUAGAGGAAGAGACAGGAGGUACCAGGACCGUCGAGGUUGGGGUCGAGACCGCUAUGGCGGAGGAGGGUAUCACAGGCAGCAGCACUGGCAAGGCGGGGACCAGUAUGAGAGCCAUGGUAGUGGGUCUCAACCAAAUUACCAUCAAGAAAAUUCCUCCCGUUAUCAGAGGCCACAUUAUGACCGAUACUGAUCUCUACUAUAUCCUCACUCCUGCUGACAAUAUUUAUAGUAUUUUAUCAUUUGCCAUUUUGCAAAUGCUGUAUUCAUAAUAUUCAUAUGGUCGUGCUCUAUACAAUGUAUCAGAAAUGUUUAAUACUUGAUAAUUUGUCUAUGGCACACAACUCAAUUGAUUGCAGUAUUUCAUUUCCAGCCUGAUCCAUUCAGUUGUUCAGUUUACUAAAAUAAUUGACAUAUUUUCUAUAGAGGGAUGAUUACACAAUAAAAUG